AUGGCGGAUGAAAAUAUAUAUAUUUUCUGCAGAUCAGGGAACACUCUUGCCCGUCAGAAGAUGUACAGACCCACCACCAAGAAUGAGUGGUGGUUUUGUGGGACUCUUCUACUGCAAGCGUUACUGGUGAUUAUCUUGGAGAUAUUCAUCCUCAUUCAGUGGCAAUCAUGGGUAAACCCCAACAUUAUCCAAAUCACCCCCUCAUACGUGGUUCCCGUGGGCAUGGGCAUUGUGGUUUUCGCUUGCAUAUACGAGGUCAUACUCUCAAUAGAUGCAAUCCACCAUAAUAACAAUAUUUCAUUGCUUGCCGUAUGCCUCACAAACGUCUGUAUUGUUGUGUAUGCGGUCAUGCAGUACAUUAAAAUGCGAGAAGUUACCGAUUCACUGCAAGGCACAGCCGACGGGAUGGGCAAUCCCCUCGUGGAUUGGUCUCGGGAUAUCUGGCCAUCGAUGCGACCGGCGGAAUUCGCUAUUCCAGCUGUUCUAACCAUCUCUUCGCUCGUUAUCAUACCUGCUGCCUAUCGGCUACACAAGGACUAUGCAUGGGCAAUUUAUAAACGUAUUCACGGUAGUCCAGAGCUCCGGCUGCGGUAUCUAGCCUAUGAGAUCUAUUUGGUCCUGAUUAAGUUCGAUUUCUUUUUCUUGACUGGCUUUAUCAUCCAAUAUGACCUGAUCGACGUGCAUUUCGCGGAGCCCGAAUAUUCUCUGACCAUGGCGCUGAUUCCCGCUUCACUACUAGUGAUGGUCGCCGGGAUCUACUGUGUGAAGUCUGGGCUCAGAGUUGCUAUGAUGGUUGUUAUUGUAUGCUUUCUCGGAUCGAUUGCAUAUCUACUUAGUCGGAUUGUCGUGCUGUGCGGAAACUCACAACGUGCGCAUACCGUAGGCAGGGAGAUGAUGUUAUUUUUCGCCGUUGUCGCGUUGGUUCUUAUUGUAAUGACUGUGGGGUGUGCGGUGCAAUGCAUCUUCAAUCUCAGCUACGGAUUACAGGUCGGUCGUCCCGACAGUCGGUGGCCACAGAGUUCUCAUGCCUUUCAAACACUUGAUGCGCCCAUGAGCCCUUCUAUUCAAGAUACCCGAUAUCAUCGUCGCUUGUCUCUUGAUUAG
Aspergillus oryzae RIB40 is the source of this 1104-nucleotide messenger RNA. RefSeq lists its product as uncharacterized. Bases 1 to 1104 code for a protein of 367 amino acids. Gene Ontology annotation, cellular component: Golgi apparatus. The transcript is spliced from 5 exons. NCBI's taxonomy places the organism in Eukaryota, Fungi, Ascomycota, Eurotiomycetes, Eurotiales, Aspergillaceae. The record is from RefSeq and is a predicted model, not a curated record.